AUGCUAACAAGUAUUAGUACAUUGGUAAUUUUACUCCAGUGUCUUCAGACUGUUUACAUUGACUCUGUGCUCAUUUUACUCCUAUGUUCAUUUUACUCAAGUACCUUCAGACUGUUUACAUUGACUCUGUGCUCAUUUUACUCCUAUUAUCUUCAAAUUUUUUACAUUGACUUUGUGCUCAUUUUACUCCAGUGUCUUCAGACUGUUUACAUUCACUCUGUGCUCAUUUUACUCCAGUGUCUUCAAACUGUUUACAUUGACUCUAGGCUCAUUUUACUCCAGUGUCUUCAGACUGUUUACAUUCACUCUGUGCUCAUUUUACUCCAGUGUCUUCAAACUGUUUACAUUGACUCUAGGCUCAUUUUACUCCAGUGUCUUCAAACAGUUUACAUUGACUCUGUGCUCAUUUUACUCCAGUGUCUUCAAACUAUAUUUUAUUCUGUCUUCACACAUAAGCCCUGCUGA
Molecule: messenger RNA, 465 nt
Organism: Candidula unifasciata
Lineage: Eukaryota; Metazoa; Mollusca; Gastropoda; Stylommatophora; Geomitridae
Source: the annotation of a GenBank genome assembly